CGCGCUCGCUCGUGCUCGAGAUCGCGCAUGCGCAAUGCUUGUAUUUUGGUUUUCGCUUCCGUGGUUACCCAGCCGGUGUUAGUGUUUGAUUCUAGAUUACCAGGCAAUAUGGUUAAGUUACACAUCAAGAGAGGCGAUGACAGCCAAUUCCUGUUUGAGACAACAGUUCAGCAGCCAUUGGAUGAUCUGAUCAAACAACUUAUCCUCAUUCAUAAUGGUAGACUCAAAGUGGAGAGAAUAUGUUCGGAAAUCAAUGAAUUGUCUGAGCAUGGUACGACACUACCUCCUAACAUGCAAGGUUUGACUGAUGAUCAGAUCAUUGAUCUCAAGUUAGUUGAUGAAUGGGGACAGAAGUGUGAACCAAGUGGUGGUUCAGUUGAAUGUAAAGAUCCUAUUGGAAGGAGAAACGGCAAAGCUCCAAAUGAGAAAAUGAAAGAAGUUUUGACAAAGACAGUCAGUGAAGCCAAGAAAAUCAUUUCAAAAAAUCAAGCAUCUGCUAAUGUGUGUGUAACACAACCAAUGAUAAAGGAUGCUUUAGACCAGUUAAGGGGUGCAGUUACCAUUGUUUACCCCAUGGGAUUACCCCCUCAUGAUCCUAUUAGAAUGGAGUUUGAAGGCAGUGAAGAACUGGAUGGCACUCAGGCAUCUUUAUCAGUCCUUGAGGAAGACAAUACAUCACUCUGGUUUUCUGGUAAAGAGAUGCACAGAGGGAAGAAACUUUGUGAUUAUAUUGGAAAGAAUGAAAAGACAAAGAUCAUUGCUAAAUUGCAAAAGAAAGGACAAGGAGCACCGGCAAGAGAAGCUGUAUUCAGUGAAGACGAGAGGAAACAGAUGAUGUUACAUGCAUACAAAAAACAAGAAGAAUGGAAGAAAAUGCAAGAAGAGAGUGAAGAUGCUUACCUGAAUUCACCAUGGGCAGAUUCCAAUCAGCUAAAAAGUCAAUUACAAGGGAUCAAUAACGUCAAAUGGGGUCCUCGAUGAUAUUGACCCAAACUCUCCCACAUGACCUGAACAAUCUGGAAUGUCAAUGUCCUUUCAAGGCAGAUCUUUACUAAGAGCAAUAACUUUGCAGACCAUUAAUUUGGAACUAUACAUUUUGGAGGUAUUGUGAAUGUAGAACCAAGAGCUCAUGGAAGUAUUUGGACACGUUUAUUAAUUGAUGACCAGGGGAACGCUUCAUCAACAGUUUUGUCCGUAAAACUUUCCUUGAUUUUGAUCAGCUUAGAAGCAUUGUUACUAUAGUAACUGUCGUUCGGAUAAAAUAUCUAAUGUUCCCCAUGAAACUGAUCAUUGAUGAGAUGAAAACAAAAGUAGUCUUGGGGCCCGUCUUGUGAUGUAUACAAUGAUCUCUGGAGAUGUACUAGAAAUUGUCUGUCAUGAAGAGAAUGUUUAUACUACUAUACAAAUAAUGAAUGUCUACGAGUGCAAUGGACAAAAUAUUUCUUGUCUCUUCGAAUGAAGUAAUCUUCCUUUGCACAAAUGAAUAAACAUUAUAUGACACCAAAUAUAAAUCUUUGUCAUUUAGCAAUAUGAAUUUUCAAAUGAGAGUGAAGGUAAUUACAUUUGGUCUGUGUAUCAUACUCACUGCAAACAAAAAUGUUUUAUGUGCAGUGCUUGCGGUCUCGGCAGUCAUGCAAUGGACAGAAUUGCGUGGAUCCAAAUUUGCAUGAAUGAUGUCAUUGUAAAAUGGGCUAAAUAAUCAAUAUUAAACAACCAAUCAAAUGACAAGGAUCUAUCUUGGUAUCAUGUAUUUGAUAUGAAUUUGUAUUAAUGAUUAUUUUGAAUGUUAUCAUAUCCAUUUGUACACAAAGCUAUGCAAUUGCAGCAGGUUUUUUUUCUUUGCUGAAUUGCUUAACAUUUAAUAAUGUCAAGUGACCCCAACAUUCCUUUUGCAAUUAUUUUAAAGUCAGUGAUCACACCGAAAGCUGUACAAUAUCACAACGAAAUUAGCUUAAUUUUAUACAAGGGGGGCUCAAUUUAUACCCCCCACCCCUUCUGCUGUUUGUGUAAUAAUCAGCAAGCCUUAUUACAUGGUAUUGCUCAGUAUUACAAAGUUGAAGGUGAUAUAUAUAUAUAUAUAUAAUCAUAAAUGGUAUAGUAAAUGCCGUAGAAAUAAAAUCAUA
Molecule: messenger RNA, 2123 nt
Organism: Lytechinus variegatus (green sea urchin)
Lineage: Eukaryota; Metazoa; Echinodermata; Echinoidea; Temnopleuroida; Toxopneustidae
Product: cilia- and flagella-associated protein 298-like
Exons: 8
Coding region: 28-981 (317 amino acids)
Biological process (GO): regulation of cilium movement
Source: RefSeq, a predicted model, not a curated record